CAUCAUGGCGGCGGGAGCGCGGCUGCCCGGGCCCGCGGCUCCGCAGGGUGGCUGCCGUUGCUGCUGUUGAGGGGCGGCGGCGGCGCAGACGGGCGGGAAGAAUGAUGAUGGUUCUGCGGCCAGAGCGGCGGGUGCAGACCGGGAACGAGGUUGACGUUUGGCCGAAGAGACGUGUGUCCCGAAGCAGCCGGCGCCGGUGUCGCUGAGGCAGCGCGGAGGACGGACUGACUGACUGAAGGCGGCGACCCGAGAGCUGGCCCCGGGGGACCGCGCGGUGGACGAGAUGCCGGGGCCGCCGGCGUCCUCGGGGACGCCGGCACCGCUGCUGCUGCUGCUGCUGCUGCUGCUCCUGACCGUCGGCAGUGGCCGGGCUGCGCCACUUCCGCAAACAGGUGCAGGGGAAGCACUUGUGGCAGAAGUUCCCUCCCUGUUUGUGAUCCUGUCCGUGUGCAGUUUAAUGAUCCUGAUAGUGUUAAUUGCAAACUGUGUUUCCUGCUGUAAGGACCCAGAAAUAGACUUUAAGGAAUUUGAAGAUAAUUUUGAUGAUGAGAUAGAUUUCACACCACCAGCAGAAGACACCCCCUCCGUCCAGUCCCCAGCAGAGGUCUUCACACUCUCAGUGCCAAAUAUUUCCCUUCCAGCGCCAUCCCAGUUCCAGUCUUCUGUGGAAGGUUUGAAGUCUCAAGUUGCCCGACACAGUCUAAACUAUAUACAGGAAAUUGGAAGUGGCUGGUUUGGAAAGGUCCUCCUGGGAGAGACGUACACGGGCACCAGCGUAGCAAGAGUCAUAGUGAAGGAGUUGAAAGCGAGCGCAAGCCCAAAGGAACAAGAUACUUUCCUGAAAAACGGAGAGCCAUACUAUAUUCUUCAGCAUCCGAAUGUUCUUCAGUGUGUCGGGCAGUGUGUGGAAGCAAUUCCCUACCUUCUGGUGUUUGAGUUCUGCGAUCUGGGCGACCUGAAGGCUUACCUGCGCAAUGAGCAAGAGCAUGUGCGGGGCGAAUCACAGACCAUGCUGCUGCAGAGGAUGGCGUGUGAGAUUGCUGCAGGGUUGGCAGCCAUGCACAAACUGCACUUCCUGCACAGCGAUCUGGCCCUACGGAAUUGUUUUCUCACCUCCGACUUAAAUGUCAAAGUGGGCGACUAUGGAAUAGGAUUUAGCAGAUACAAGGAGGAUUACAUUGAGACAGAUGACAAAAAGAUUUUCCCCCUGAGAUGGACUGCUCCAGAAUUAGUGACCAGCUUUCAAGACAGACUCCUGACUGCAGAUCCAACUAAAUACAGUAAUAUCUGGUCAUUGGGUGUGACACUUUGGGAACUCUUCAGUAAUGCUGCUCAGCCUUAUGCAGACCUUUCCGACCUGGACGUUCUCAAUCAAGUCAUUAGAGAGAGGGACACGAAGCUCCCGAAGCCCCAGCUGGAGCAGCCGUAUUCUGAUAGAUGGUAUGAAGUGUUACAGUUCUGCUGGCUGUCUCCUGACAAGAGACCAGCUGCAGAAGAUGUGCACCGACUGCUCACUUACCUGCGGAUGCAGAGCCAGCGGGACUCAGAGGUCGACUUUGAACAGCAGUGGACUGCUCUCAAGCCAAACACCAACGGCAGGGACACUUCGAGUAGUGCCGCCUUCCCCAUCCUUGACCACUUUGCCCGGGACAGGCUAGGUCGGGAGAUGGAGGAGGUCCUCACAGUGACGGAGACCAGCCAGGGGCUGAGCUUCGAGUACGUGUGGGAGGCUGCCAAGCAUGACCAUUUUGAUGAGCGAGGUCGGGGUCACCCAGAUGAAGCCUUGUCUUACUCGAGCAUGUUCUUCCCCGUUGAAGUGUUUGAGAGUUCACUUUCAGAUCCUGGCCCUGGCAAACAAGAUGACAGUGGCCAGGAGGUGCCCCUGAGGGCCCCUGGGGUGGUUCCCGUGUUUGACGCCCACAACCUCUCUGUUGGAAGUGACUAUUACAUUCAGUUGGAAGAGAAGAGCAGCAGCAAUUUAGGGCUGGAUUAUCCACCUGCACUGCUCACAACUGAAGUGGAUAAUCCAGAAAGGGUUGGAGCUGAGGCACCCCAGCUUACAACCCUCAAGAACCUCGUGUCUGAGGAGCCCAGUACAGAUGACGAUUUCUUCCAGAGCAGUGCUCACCCCAAAGAACCCAGCUCUGCUGAGGACUCACAUGCUGCCGGCAUUCCUGGGAGCCCUUUUAACAUUUUCAGUGACCUUGACAAAGCGGAUGACCCGCCCAGUCACCAAAAAAUAUUUGAUCUAAUGGAGCUAAAUGGAGUUCAAGCUGACUUUGAGCCAGUCACCUUGAUUUCAAGCCUGGACGACCCCAAAGACACCUGCCACUCAGACAAGGAAAAGCCCCGUAAGCUCUCCGACCAGGAUCCUCUGUGCUUAUCAGAAAGCCUUUUGCACCAAGAUCACUUUGAUCCACUGAGUGUUCAAGAAUUGUCAGAAAACUUUUUAUUUCUUCAGGAGAAAAACCUUCUGAAAGGCUCACUGCCAACCAAGGAGCCAGUGAACGAUCUGCAAACAGAACUUAAGAACGCAGGUUUUACGUCCGAGCUGUUAGACCCACCCCGGAGAGAGUCUCUAAGUUCUGAAGUUGAGUUUCCUGAGAACACACUAGGCUUUCCUGGGUCACAGGAAAACAGGAGUGGGGAGAGUGAAGGUACAAGUGUCGUGCUUCAGGGCCGUAUGUCACCACAGGCCUCCCCAGAAGUGCAGGGACCUCUGGCCUCACUCACAGAAGAAGCAUCUCCUAAUGGCCCCUUAGAUUCAAUUCUGAGGCCAGGAGAAACCAAAUCCUUUGUAGAUGUCAGAGUCUCUGAGGACUCCAUCUGCCUGGACCUAAGCCCCAACCCUUUGACUGCCCCGGAUGAAGUUCCUUCUACCAAUGCCAAAACUCAUGACGAGGACGAUGGGCCCCCAGACAUCACCUGCCAAAGCAAGGAGGCCUUGAGUCUAACCAAAGGAGACUCCACCCUUGUGAACGAUGGUCUUGCUGGUCAGGGUAGCAGGAGUAGUCUUCCAGAAUCCAGACAGGAUUUACAAAAUCAGCCAUUUUCAGAAGACCUUCUUAGUGGCAGCUUACUGGAGAAAAGCUCAGAAGUUGUGGAGACUGUAAGUCAGCUUAAUUACAAGGCUGCCCCCAAAGAUGCAGCCUUGGCGUCUGCCCUCUCCUCAGACUCCACCAGCCAAGAUAGCCUCUUAGAAGACAGUUUGUCAACACCUAUCCCCACCUCAGAGCAGUCUGUGGAGACGCCAGACUCCCUGGAUUCAGUAGACGUCCAUGAAGCAUUGCUAGAGUCACUGAGCUCCCACACCCCUCAGAAACUCUUGCCCCCUGAUAAGCCCGCGGACAGUGGCUAUGAAACAGAGAACCUGGAGUCUCCCGAGUGGACACUGCACCCUGCACCUGAGGGGGCUGCUGAUUCAGACCCGGCUGCAGCAGGUGACAGUGGCCAGAACAGUUUGCCUCCCAACCCAGUCAUUGUCAUCUCAGAUGCAGGCGAUGGCCACAGGGGUGCUGAAGGUCCCCCUCAGAGCUUCACACUUGGCACCCAGAGUUCAUACCGAGACUCUGCGUACUUCUCAGACAAUGAUUCAGAGCCAGAUAAAAAGCCUGAGGAGGUCCCAGUAGCAUCUGCCUCUGCCCUGGUCUUGGUAAAAGACCAGUCCCCACCUGAGCCUGUUGUCCCAGAAGAAAGCUCUGACGUGGGAGACAGCUGUCUCGAAGCCCCACAGAGCAAGCCAGAUCAAAAUCAGGUAUCUGCUUUGCAGAAUUCUUGUCACUCAGAACUGCAAGAAACGUUGCAGCCCAUACCAGCUGAUGCUUCCAGGGAGACAUUUCCUGUGGAUGAUGAGGCCAGUAGCCCCUUGAGUUUGUUGAAUUCAGAACUUAGCAGCUGUGAUGACCUGGAGACACAGGAAGAUCGCCCAUGCACCAUGGCCUCUACUGGUACCAACACCAAUGAACUCCUUGCAUACACAAGUUCCACACUGGAUAAAUCCAUGUCCAGCCACUUUGAGGGCCCCAAGCUGAAGGAGCCAGACAUCGAAGGGAAAUACCUGGGCAAAUUCUGCGUGUCUGGGAUGCUGGACCUCUCGGAGGACGGGAUGGAUGCUGAUGAGGAAGAUGAGAACAGCGAUGACUCAGACGAGGACCUGAGGGCCUUCAACUUGCACAGCCUUAGCUCCGAGUCAGAAGACGACACAGAGCACCCCGUGCCCAUUGUCAUCAGUAAUGAUGACGGCAGGCACUUGAGGAGUUUGUUGAAGCCCUCAGCUGCUGAGGCCCUUGAGCCGCUGCCAGAUGACUGGAAGAAGGAAAAGAAGGCAGUGACUUUUUUUGAUGAUGUCACCGUUUACUUGUUUGACCAGGAAACUCCCACUAAAGAGCUGGGGCACUGUGGCGGAGAAGCUCAUGGUCCGGGGCCCAGCAGCCCAGCAGCAUCCGCAGGCUCACCCUGCCUGGGCAGGUGCAUGAACUCGGAGAGCUCCACGGAUGAAGAAGGCGGAGGCUUUGAAUGGGAUGAUGACUUCUCCCCAGAUCCUUUCAUGUCAAAAACAACAAGCCUUCUGGGUUCCAAGCCUUCUCUUCAAACCUCCAAAUACUUUUCUCCGCCCCCACCGGCCAGGAGUGCGGAGCAGAGCUGGCCACACGUGUCCCCCUGCUCCAGGUUCUCCAUCUCUCCUGCCAACAUUGCCAGCUUCUCACUCACACACCUCACGGACUCAGACAUUGAACAAGGAGGAAGCAGUGAAGAUGGAGAGAAGGAUUAGGUGGCUGUGGACACACUCUCCGGCCCAAGCAGCGUUCCUGCAUGUUUGCCUGAGUGAUGACGUCGACUCCUUGGUGGCCGCCACCAGACAGAGAAAGGCUCGGGAGUGACGGGGAGCCAGGCCACCACGCAGGAAGCCCGCUCCCUCUGCAGCCCUCGCCUGCGCUGCUCCCGCUCUAGAAGUGCGCCGGGGCAUCCUGCUGAGGCGGCCACACUGCCACGGCUCUGGCGCAUGAGUGUUGGGGGGCCUGUGCACCCCAGGGCAUGGGUCUGUUUUCUGUGGGGUGUCGUCCCCACUACACCUGUGCCUCUAGUUUGGGCACAGAUGCCACACAGGGGUAGACCAGGGGAAGGUCACAGUGAGCCAUAUUGACUGUUUCUGAGGAAAUCACUAAUUGCUCUCUGACUGCACUGUGGGUGAGCGUUUGAGCUCCCAAUGUUGUACAGCAUCGUAAAUUAUACAAGGAAAACAUGGCAGGCCAAGAUGGUGCUGUCCACUGGUUUGGGUUUUUUUUUUUUUUUUUUUUUCUGUCUUCUCAUGUGUUUGCCCUGCAUGGUACUGUAAGCUUCGAUAUUUUGAGUGUUCUAUCUUCAGACCUGUGGGAACUGUACACAGGUACUCUUUCCCAGGCCAUGCUGACUCUGGGUGUUUGUGUUCUGUGUUCCUAGAGGAAAUAUUUUUGAUGAGUUCAAAACGGCUACUUCAUUUCAUUGAUUGCAUCAAGCAUGUUUCUGAAUGAGGUGGAUUCUCUCUGAAGCAGUCUGUCCUGCCUCUUAUGCUUUUAAAUCCUUUUGGUAGAAAUCCAGUAAGAGAUGCACCCAGAACUCAGUGCCAUUUUUUGGGGUGGCAGGUGAGACCUGCACCACGUCCUUUCCACAGAGGCCAGCCUGUAAGAGAUCUCAUAUGUCUUGCAGGCAGGCAGAGACCUCUGAGGCCCUGAGUUCCCAUGAAGAACUGUGGGUGCAAAGAGCGAUUUGUCCACUGUGGGUGCUGCUGAGAGAGCUGUUCGAAAACGUUUGGGGUUGGGGCUUCCCACUCCAGGCCACAGCACCCAGGAGACAGGCAGCACCCUGUACCUGCGAGGAGGAGGACAGGGACCCCAGCAGGGCCUCCAGCAGCCCUCACAGCCUCGUGGCUGGCCUGGGAAACCCACGCAUGCCUCCCCUUCUGUAUCAAGCACCCAGCUUUCCUCUUGUCCUGAAAGGGAUCUCGAGUCUUCAGCAUAGUCUCAGUACGUCAUCGAAGGAAUCUGGUGUCCCCCACACAAGGCUGGCCUUGCUCUGCUGCCCAGGAGUCCUGCUUUGACGUAAGGAAGUGUCGGUGGCUAGUGCCAUGGCAAUGCCAUGUAGAGUGGGGACUGCACCUGUUGGGGUGGCCCUUCCUACAUGGGCUGAUCACCCCAAAUCUUCACGGUGCUGAUCCACUACCCAGACUCGAGUGUGACAUUGGGGUGAGUCUCCAGGCCCUGGCUGGAACAUCGUGAUGUCAAUCAGAGGGACUUGGGCCCUCCUACAGAGUGCAAGUGUGGAUGUCGGCUUGAGUUUACGUAGCAAAUUAUGAUCUUUAUUAUCAACUCUGAUUCGAUCCAUGAAUUUUUUAUACUAAGCAAUAACUUUACAAUCAACAGAAGACAAUUGAGAACAGAUAGUCUCCUUUUCCCGUACUUGGGGCACACUAGCAUGCCUGGCUCCAUAGAAAGCACUGGAUCUUGUGACAUGUAUAUUACAAACGGCAUUUGAAAGUAACUUUGCCAAAAUUGUCAUAACUGAAUUUUUUGCUGUGUGGACUUUCUGAUUUUUUUUUUAACCUCUAUCUACCAGUCUUAGUUGAGAAAGAGAGAAGCAAUUAUAUUAAGAUUUUUUUCAAAUUAUAGGUUUAAGAAGUUCAGAUUCACUGAUUACAAUCACGUGAAUCCAUAGACUCUAUAUAUAGCCUUCUUCUGCAGUCAGCCUGGGAUAGACUAUUGACGUCUGAGGGCUGGUCAUCUUUCACCAUGUUGAAGGGAUUUUAACAAUACAAUUCCCAUUUAUAUUUAUAUCUAUAUCGCUUUCAUGGUUAAUUGCCAAAACAAAAGCAUUUUAUAGAUUGAGUUGGGGGUGGGGGUGGGGUGGGUCUUUCUGUGGUGUCGCAUGGAAGGGAAGACUUUGUAUAACACUUGUCAACACAUCCUCCCAAAGUCUUAAGCAAUAUACAGCAAUCUCAGUAGAUUAAAUUCCCAGUUUUGAAAUGUGAGCAUGUGCUUUGCCAUCCUAUAUGGGUUUUGUCUUGUUUUGUUUUUUAUUUUUGUUUUUGGCUUUCUCAAGACAGGAUUUCCUUGUGUAGCCCUGGCUGUCCUAGAACUUGCUUUGUAGACCAGGCUAGCCUCGAACUCACAGAGAUCCUCCUGCCUCUACGUCCCAAGUGCUGCUACCACACCCAGAUGGUUGUGUUGUUUUUAAUAAUAAUGUGGUUGCUGUUGGUGGCCUUUCCAAACUUGUUCAUUCAAAUAAGCGAAUGUUAAAUCAGUGGUCCCUGUAGCUGGCAUGGGCUGGGCUCAGUGAUUCUUUUCCUGCCCUCCCUUGAGUGCCCCCCAUCUUCCACCUGCCAGACUGGAAACUGACUUUUAAGUCCUCUAAUAAAAAUAAUGAGCCCUCAA
Messenger RNA from Peromyscus leucopus (white-footed mouse), 7406 nucleotides. It is a transcript of the gene Lmtk2, whose product is annotated as lemur tyrosine kinase 2. NCBI's taxonomy places the organism in Eukaryota, Metazoa, Chordata, Mammalia, Rodentia, Cricetidae. Gene Ontology annotation, molecular function: ATP binding; protein kinase activity. The record is from RefSeq and is a predicted model, not a curated record. Gene Ontology annotation, biological process: protein phosphorylation.